AUGGAAAAUUUAAUUAUUCAAUUAAUCGGUUUGCCUGAUGAAUUGCUUGUGAUGAUUUUCAAGAAACUAAACAAUGUUCAAUUACUUUAUACUCUAUUUGGUAUCAAUAGAGAAUUAGAUAGAAUUCUAUCUGAUUCAAUCUUUACUAGAUAUUUAGUAUUAUCAAGGAAUCUUUCAAAUGAUGUUAUUUGUCCAAUAGUUGACACAGUACUUGAUCGAUUCUGUUCACAAAUAUUGCCUCAAAUUCGUUAUAAAAUCAAUUUCCUUACACUUGAAACAUCAUCUGUGGAACGUAUUCUUCUCACUGCUGAUUAUCCUAAUUUAUAUGGUCUCGGUCUUUACAAUAUUGAUGAGAAGAGUGCUAAGCGUUUUUUCACUGGUAAGAUAUUUAAUUGA
Molecule: messenger RNA, 396 nt
Organism: Rotaria sp. Silwood2
Lineage: Eukaryota; Metazoa; Rotifera; Eurotatoria; Philodinida; Philodinidae
Source: the annotation of a GenBank genome assembly